AUGGCCGUUCGGGGGCGGAUUGCUAGCGAUAACGCGGCGGCCCCAAAAGGUUGCGUUAAAAAGGGCGUAUUUGUAGCUAAUGUUGGAAAUAAAAAAACGGCGUUUUGUAAAAUUGUUAUUAUCGGGCUUAAAAGGCCCGUUUUGGGGGCGUUGGAUGCGUUAUACGGCAAGAUUUAG
Molecule: messenger RNA, 177 nt
Organism: Gaeumannomyces tritici R3-111a-1
Lineage: Eukaryota; Fungi; Ascomycota; Sordariomycetes; Magnaporthales; Magnaporthaceae
Exons: 3
Coding region: 1-177 (58 amino acids)
Source: RefSeq, a predicted model, not a curated record